Sugiyamaella lignohabitans is the source of this 1623-nucleotide messenger RNA. It is a transcript of the gene AUR1, whose product is annotated as inositol phosphorylceramide synthase. Gene Ontology annotation, biological process: sphingolipid biosynthetic process; inositol phosphoceramide metabolic process. Gene Ontology annotation, cellular component: inositol phosphoceramide synthase complex. Gene Ontology annotation, molecular function: inositol phosphoceramide synthase activity. The coding region runs from base 1 to 1623 and encodes 540 amino acids. The transcript has a single exon. The record is from RefSeq and is a predicted model, not a curated record. NCBI's taxonomy places the organism in Eukaryota, Fungi, Ascomycota, Dipodascomycetes, Dipodascales, Trichomonascaceae.
AUGGCAUCGAUAUUUGCCAGAGUCAAGGAGUUCUUCCUGGCUGAUGCCAUUCCUGGGAACACCCUCCCUCAGCUAGAAACUUCGUUAGACCCUCGUGUCACGUUUAAUAGACUCAAAAAUCACAAAUGGACCAGGGGCGAUUUACAGUAUAUCCCCAUGGCCGUUGUCAUGUUAUUCUGUUUCAUUAUUGAUUCUGAUCCUCCCCUAUUUUUCAGGUUAUCCAUUGCUCUUUUACUGACUAUUGCCGUAAUAAUUCCUGCCACAUCUCAGUUCUGGUUCCCUUUUCUUCCUAUUGGAACCUGGCUCGUACUGUUUUAUUCCUGUCGAUUUAUUCCUCCUGCUUGGAGACCUUCGAUCUGUGUAAGACUGCUGCCUGCUUUAGAAACUAUUUUCUAUGGCGGUAAUUUGAGUGAGGUUUUAGCAUCGUCUAAAAACUCUGUACUCGAUGUUCUGGCUUGGCUGCCUUAUGGACUGAUCCAUUUCGGUGCUCCUUUUGUCGUGUCCAUUAUCUGCUUCUUGUUUGGACCUCCUUCCAUGUUGAGAGUAUGGGCAUUUGCGUUUGGCUGGAUGAACAUCAUUGGUGUCAGUAUUCAAAUCCUAUUUCCUACUGCUCCUCCAUGGUACAAAAUCGACCAUGGCCUGGAUCCUGCCAACUAUUCUAUGCCCGGUAGUGCUGGUGGGUUGGCCCGUAUCGACAAGCUACUUGGAUUAAAUCUGUAUACCGGUACUUUUGGCGCUUCCCCACAGGUGUUUGGCGCAUUCCCAUCACUGCACUCGGGAUGUGCCACUAUCGAGGUACUGUUUCUCAGUCACAUGUUCCCCAGCCUGACUCCGUUCUUUUUUCUCUAUGAAAUGUGGAUCUGGUGGUCGACUAUGUACCUGACCCACCACUAUUUCAUUGAUCUUGUAGGAGGUGCUGCCCUUUCAUUCACAGUCUUUUACGCCUGUAAGAUGACUUGUUUGCCCAGAAUGCUUCCUGGUAAGUUGUCUCGUUGGUCGUAUGACUAUGUUGAGAUUGGGAUUGCCAAACUUCCUGCUAAACUACGAAAAUCCAUCGAUGACGGCGAGUUUAUUGAGCUGCCUCCUCUUGACACUGUACGAGCAGCUGCUGUUCACGAUAUUGCCGACGAGCUUGAGUACCAUUCUCCACAAUUAUCAUCACCUGUCCCUCAUCGACCAGGUCUGUUUAACCAAGGACCAGGACGUAGAAGUCCUCAAAGCCCUCGAUUCGCCAGCAACGGAUUCUCCACCAUCAGCCCUACCGGUGCGUCUGGAGCUAGUAAUCACGGACCCGUCAGCAGCAACGGCGGCAGUCUCAGCGGUAUAGCCGGGCGUGCUAUCCCUGAUUUAUAUCACAACCAUCACAAAACCAGCAGCUACCAGUUCUUUGAAGGCGAUCUACGAGCCACCUCGGCGUCGUCUCCUGUAUCUGCUAUUCGCCAGGAUUACGGCGACAUUCCCACUGCGGUCAACUCAUCCGGGCCCAGCAGCGCCAGCAUCAGCACCAGCGGCAGCACUAUAGUACACAACGGCCGGUCCACGACGCCGUCUCCUAAAGCCGACGACUCGAUCCUGUCCAACAUCUUCGCUGCCAGGACAAUCUCGCCCGUUCACCGAGACUAA